UCUCUAUACAGUGCCAGUGCCCGCCUAACCGCGCUGCAAGUCAGACGUGUGGUCACUUGCUCUCCGACCCACGUGUCCCUCAGCGUUUAUACAGAUACCUUAAAUGAAGGCCAUGGCUCGCUAGUGAUCAACACCUUGUGUUGAAAACUGAAGAGUAAAUUAUUCGAGACAAGAAAAACUGAACACGGUGUAAUAUACAAUGAAAGUUGGUGUGAUAAGCAGUGUGUGAUAGUCUCGUGGCUUCUGGUGGUAUAGUAGUGUUGAAGGAGUGGUGGAGCAGGCAAGAUGCUUUCCAACAAACAACGAAGCAUCUCCUCGUCUGGGUCAUGCAGCGAGCCUGAUGACGUCUUCUGCUGCGGUGGGGCCGAUAUGAAGGUGUGUGGUGGAGCCUUAGAAAGACGGGCGGUAUUGGUUUUGGCGGGACUGGUGGAGGAGGCGGUGGUGACACCUCUGGCGCCCCGAGCCAUGAGUUGCGUGGCUGCCUACCUACAGGGGCUCAAUCCCCGGCUGCUGACCGCUGUAGUGACGGCGGUGGUGGCCAGCCGGCCGCGAUGGCUGCCUCUGGAGUACCACUGGGCGCCACUGGACCACGACCCACUGCUGUACUUGCUGCAGCUAUUGGGGGAGCGCCUCACAGCUCUCACCUACACCUGCCACCCACUAUCCCGCGAGCCCCUCCUGCAGGCCAUCUCCGCCAUGCCUGCCCUCACCACCCUUAACCUGCCGGAGGCCGCUGAUGACAAUGCACUAGCGGUGGUUGGCGCUGCCUGUCAUAUCCUCGUCACACUCUGCGUACGCGGCUCCAAGGCUGUCACUGACGACGGCAUCCGUCGGCUUCUGCUGCGUCGUAACACCUACACACGUUCCCGCUGGUUCCGACUAUUCUCGCGGUGGCGUGCUUUGCGUGCGUCUCUUUCGCGGCAACAAACAAAGUACCGGCCACUACCCGCGUCCCUCAGCGAGAACACGCUACUGGUGCCCCUGGAUCCCGAGCAUCUGAACCCCCUCAGUGCCACACUGAUUCAUCUCGACCUCGGGGGCACCAAGGUAAGCAGCCAGGGCGCAGAAUGGGCACGCGCAGUGCUAUCACCUCACGCCUUCGUCGACGCCUCCCACUCUCAACACCGUUCACUGCGCUCGCAGACCUCACUAGAGGACCAGAUGGCCAAACUGCUGGCUCCUCUCACCCCGUAAACACCAGCAGCUACA
Messenger RNA from Cherax quadricarinatus, 1209 nucleotides. RefSeq lists its product as uncharacterized. Lineage: Eukaryota; Metazoa; Arthropoda; Malacostraca; Decapoda; Parastacidae. The record is from RefSeq and is a predicted model, not a curated record.